Molecule: messenger RNA, 525 nt
Organism: Coccidioides immitis RS
Lineage: Eukaryota; Fungi; Ascomycota; Eurotiomycetes; Onygenales; Onygenaceae
Exons: 1
Coding region: 1-525 (174 amino acids)
Source: RefSeq, a predicted model, not a curated record
AUGGGAUGUGCACAGGUGCCCAGCUUCCGCGCUGCAGAUACAACAUGGGCAGCCUGUGAACAGGGGACGCCGUUAGCUCCACACGCAUACUCGGGCAGAUGUGCCCCUGGAUUGCCUCCCUGCAGUUGUUUCUUACAUUUCGCAAGGAAUAGAACGGCGUCGUGGUCGUUGUCGUCGCCUGCUGUGAGACGACAGAGUUUUAACAUGCAGAAGGAUCAGAAAACUACCUCUAUCUUCAUCUAUUCUUUGAUCAUUUCGAAGUCAGAGAACGUGUGGUUUUUCUAUAUCUCGUGCAGAGCACAGGCACGGUGUGCGCAUCGUGAUUUGCUGUCUUUAUCAACCUCGACGGCUUUUGUUUUACAUUUUCGUACACUCUUGCUCCAGCUACGAUUAUCACUGCGCCAAAGGCGCAAGACUAGGCCUUCAUUUUCGUUGGCUUUUCCUCUCACCGCUGGAUUUACUCAUCUAAGCACGGAUUCCUUGCUUUGCCUACUACACACGUCUUUGUUCCCGCUCCGGAUAUAA